UUUCGCCCUAUAAAUACGGCAGCUCUAGAGCACUCACAAACCAACCAAGUACCUGAACCGAGCUAGCAGCUGGCAAGCAUCUCGAAGAUGGCUACCACCAAGCAUUUGGCCAUUGCCGUUCUUGUCCUCCUUAGCAUAGGCACGAGCACCAGCGCUCGAAUCCUCCUGGGAUACGGUCCUCGCGGAGGAGGCGGUGGCGGAGGCAGCGGUGGAGGUGGUGGUGCUGGCUAUGGUGGAUCAGGGUCUGGUUCUGGGUACGGCGAGGGUGGUGGAAGUGGAGGAGGUAUUAGCGGUGGUGGAUACGGCCAUGGUGGUGGCGGUGGAGGCGGUGGAGGUGAGGGCGGAGGCGCCGGUUCUGGGUAUGGGUCUGGGGAGGGCUCUGGGUACGGGAGCGGCGCCGGCGGGUACGGUGGCGGCAGUGGCGGAGGAGGCGGUGGCGGCCAAGGUGGCGGUGGUUCAGGCUAUGGGCAUGGGUCCGGUGAGGGUUCUGGCUAUGGCGGUGGUGCUAGUGGUGGUGGUGGCCACGGAGGUGGUGGCGGUGGCGGACAAGGUGGUGGGUCUGGCGGGUGCUCAGGCUACGGUUCCGGGUCUGGCAGUGGAUAUGGUGGAGCGUAUGGAGGCGGCGGCGGCGGCGGUGGCGGCGGAGGUGGUCAAGGUGGAGGCUCUGGCUAUGGCUCCGGGUCUGGCUCUGGAUACGGUUAUGGCUCCGGCGGUGGCUUCGGAAAUGGACGCCACUGAUCUCACUUUCAUGGAAAGCUCAAGUAUUCAAGAGUAUAUAGUUAAAAUUCUUCCCGUGAGUGACAGUGAUGAGCUUGUUGUUCACUGAUCUACUACUACUGAAGAUACAAGUUUGAGUGUAAUAUUGUACUCUGGUGGUGGUUUCUGCUUUACUUAUUUGGUGAAGUCCAGUAAAUAAGCGAUCUUUACAAAGAGAUCAUCAUACUCCUGUAUCCAUUAAUUUCUACAACCCGGAUGAUUGACAGAUCAUAUAACAUACAGUUCCUGAAGAAGGAUCAGAGAAACCA
This is a messenger RNA of Triticum dicoccoides, 1025 nucleotides long. Its product is annotated as glycine-rich cell wall structural protein 2-like. NCBI's taxonomy places the organism in Eukaryota, Viridiplantae, Streptophyta, Magnoliopsida, Poales, Poaceae. The coding region runs from base 88 to 738 and encodes 216 amino acids. The record is from RefSeq and is a predicted model, not a curated record. The transcript has a single exon.